CUAUUUCACCAAUUCUAACUCUGAUAUAGUGGUUAAAUAUUUUUUCUUUCCCGAUAAAAAUUUAAUUCCCAUUACCUAAAAAGAAUUAGUUUUACCUCCUUUACCUAUAAUAAUUUUCCAACUUCAUUCCGGAUAAAAAAAUUAAAAUGGUAAUGAUAAUAGAAUUAUAUCACAUCAUUAACACAUCAUAAGAUACUUUGAGUGUUAAACAAUCGACUGAUAGUUGAUAGUCAACAAAUAAUAGUUGAUUGUAAUAGUUAAUUUGACUAGUUAAUUUAAUCAUAAUGUUAAAAGUUGCUAUUUAAAAAUUAUUAAUAAAAAAACUAUUUUAACCUACUAAUUCAUCAAAUAGGGAUUUGAAAAUUUUAUUUUGAAAAAAUUAAGGGAUAUUAUUAAUAAUACCCCUGUGUUAUUACACUUUAUCAAUGGUACUCCUGUGUUUUUUUUAUUUCCAAUGGUACCCCCAACUAUCUUGCUAAUUACAACGGUGACACUUUUUAAUUUUUUCCGUUAAGUUGCCGUUAAAUCUCAAAUUUGACCCAACCAUAAUUAAUUUCUUCUUCUUCUUCCCUUUUCCCUUUCCUCUUCUUGCUCUCCUUCUAUAGCUGCUUCAAAUAUUUCUGGCUCUCUUAAAUCUUUCUCUCUUUGCUCUUCUUCAUUUUCAGAAAUUGACCUAUCUCAAAACUCUGUUUCUGGGUCUUUCCUUGAUUUAUCAAAGUUUUCUUCUUGUUCUCUCUUAUCAAGCCUGAAUAUUUCCUUCAAUUUAUUGGAUUCUUCCAAAAAUUUAAAAGUGGCUCAUUUGGGCUUUCUCUCAAAACAUUAAAUGUUAUUAUGAAUUAUUUAUUUGGGCAACAAGUUCUUCAUUAUCAAGCCUGAAUAUUUCCUUCAAUUUAAAGUUUUUGAAUCUUUCUUCCAAUAAUAUCUCAAUUUCCAUUCCUAAUUUUGAAAAAAUUUUCCAAAUUUAAAAUAUCUUAACAUAUCAGUGAUCUUCCAUAGUUCUUCUCUAAACUCUAAAUGGAUUGAUACAUCUCUUUCAUUAUAAAUUAACCCAAAACUUUGAAGGAGAAAUCUUAUACUUUGAAAAUCUUCAAAUGUUUUUCUUAUCCCUCUUAAGUUUGUUGUGUAGAAUAUAACUGAAUUACUUCCCCCUAGAGGACAUUUUUCUUCGAAUUCGGUUAAUGUUCGUGAUUUUCCUGUUCUUCAUCUUCUUCGAAUUCUUUGAUGAGCUGAUCUACAUCGAUUACCUCGGGUUUUUCGAAUUUUGGUCUAUGGGAACAAUUCAAUUUUGUUUGAGAUUUGGAAGUGAAAUUGUCUACAAAAUUAUACGAUUUUGUUUGAAAUUUGGAAGUGCAAUUGUCUACAAAAUUAUACUUCAAUUGAAAAGUAUCAACAAACCUAUCAAAAUUACUAACCUGAAGAAUUCGAUCUGGUUUCAAAUAACCAAUUUGCUUGACUGAUUUGAGCUUCUUCAAGAACUUCAAUGGAGGUUGUUCACAAGAGGAAGAACCAUGGGUCAAAUUCGAGAUUUAACAUUUAACAGAAAAAAGUUAAAAAGUGUUACAGUUGUAAUUAGCAAGAUAGUUUGAGGUACCAUUAAAAUAAAAAAAAAAGCGUGCAACACAGGGCUACUAUUCUUAAUAUCCCAAAAAUUAAAUCAAAGUCCCAUUGGUGAUUGCCCUACCCAACCUUCUUGUUAUGAUCUUCUUACAAGAACAACCAUUUUCUUCUCAACAGCAUAGCUCAAUCAUCUAGCCAUACAAUCAUUCUCCAAAUGCUGAAAUACUCCCCCAUCAAAUUAUUCCACUAUCAGACCCAUUUCCGGCGCUUGAUACACUGGUCUCCAAUCAACGAAACCAAGCUCAAUCAACCUGAAUUAAUCUCUCGUUUGUGUCGUUUCUUGGUUCUUCGUCGCUUUGAUUCCGUCGCAAAACUACCCAUUAAGUUCUCCGACGAUAUCGUCAUCGACAUUCUUCAAAACCUUCGCUUAAACCCCGAAGCUUGUCUUGGGUUUUUCAGGUUAGCACUAAAACAACAAAAAUAUGCUCCUAAUUUCAAGUCUUAUUGUAGAAUUGUUCAUAUUUUGUCAAGGGCAAGACUUUUUGAUGAUACUAGACUUUAUUUAAAUCAUCUUGUUGAUGUUUGUGCAAAUACCCAUUUACCUAUUUGUGUUGUUUGGGAUGAAUUAGUUAGGGUUUAUAAAGAAUUUAAAUUUUCUCCUACUGUUUUUGAUAUGAUUUUGAAGGUAUAUGCUGAAAAGGGCUUUUCUAAUGAUGCCCUUUUUGUGUUUGAUAAUAUGGGUAAGCUUGGUAGUUAUCUUAGCUUGAGAUCUUGUAAUAGUUUGUUGAAUUGUUUGGUUAAAAAGGGUCAAUUUGAUAUGACUGUUUAUGUUUAUCGUCAGAUGAUUGAGAUUGGAAUCAACCCAGAUGUUUUUAUGUUUAGUUUAGUUGUAAAUGCAUAUUGUAAAAACGGUGAAGUAGGAAAAGCUGUUGACUUGAUUAAGGAAAUGGAGCAUAUGGGUUUAGAACCGAAUGCCGUGACAUAUCAUAGUUUGAUGAAUGGAUAUGUUAACAAAGGAGAUGUGAUUGGGGCUAAAGGGGUUGUAGAAUUGAUGGAGAAAAAGGAAAUAUGUCGAAACAAGGUCACAUAUACCCUUUUGAUGAAGGGUUAUUGCAAACAAAGUAAUGUGAGGGAAGCGGAGAGUUUGUUAUUUGAAAAGAAGGAAUUGAUGUUGGAUGCUCAUGCUUAUGGGAUUCUUAUUGAUGCUUAUUGCCGGUUGAAAAAAAUGGAUGAUGCUAUAAGAAUUCGAGAUGCUAUGUUAGGAUCUGGUUUGAAAAUGAAUCUAGUUAUUUGUAACUCGUUGAUAAAUGGUUAUUGCAAAAUUGGGCAAAUUAACCAAGCCGAGUCAGUAGUUUUACAAAUGGAGGACUGGGGUUUGAAGCCAGAUUGUUACAGUUUUAGUACUUUGAUAAAUGGUUAUUGUAGAGAAGGUCGUAUUCAUGAGGCUUUUAUUAUUUUUGAUAAGAUGGUAAGUUCUGAGGUUCUGCCAACUGUUGUUACAUAUAAUAUUCUUCUCAAGGGCUUAUGUCGUGAAGGAGCACUAGAUGAUGCGUUGCAUGUAUGGCGUUUAAUGCUGAAAAGAGGAGUGAUACCAAAUGAGAUUGGACAUUGCACUUUGCUUGAUGGUUUCUUAAAAACGGGAAGGUUGGAUGAGGCUUUUAGAUUAUGGAAAAGUAUUUUAGCUAGGGGUUUAGCCAAAAAUAGUAUUACCUUCAAUACUAUGUUAAAUGGCCUAUGCAAGAUGGGGAAAAUGGCUGAAGCUGAGGUGAUUUUCCAAAAGAUGAAAGAUCUUGGGUGUUCUGCUGAUGAGAUGACAUUUAGAAUACUUAAUGAUGGCUAUUGCAGAAUUGGACAUGUUGAUAAAGGUUUUUUGAUCAAAGAUAUGAUGGAAAGAAGUGCAAUUUCCCCAUCUAUUGAAGUUUACAAUUCUCUUAUCAAUGGGCUUUUCAAAUGUGGGAAGUCAUCUAGGGUUUCAGGUCUUGUUACCGAAUUGCAUGAAAGGGGUAUUUUCCCGACUAUUGUCACCUAUGGAGCCCAGAUUGCUGGUUGGUGUAGACUAGGAAAGAUUGAUAAAGCGCUGAGUGUGUAUGAGAAGAUGCUGAAGAAGGGUUUCACACCAAACAUAGUUAUUUGCUGUUCGUUGGUGAGUGGACUUUACAAGCUUGGUAAGAUCGAUGAAGCAAAUAUAUGGCUGCAGAAAAUGGUCAACUUAGUUUUUCCGAGUUGUGGAUCAUCCGAGGAAUUCGGAUCAGAUGUAAGCAACCUCAACGCGCUUGAUAUGAUUUAUAAUAUCGACACGAGUUUUAAGAAUUUACUUCCUAAUAUGAUAAUCUAUAAUUUGGCGUUAUCUGGUCUUUGCAAAUCGGGGAAGUUAAAUGAUGCGAUGAGGAUGUUCUCGACAUUAUUGAAAAGAGGGUUUGUACCAGAUAAUUUUACAUAUUGUACCCUUAUCCAUGGACACUGCAUGGCUGGUAAUGUCGCUGAAGCGUUUCAAUUACGUGACCACAUGAUAGAAAAGGGUUUAAGUCCCAACAUUGCCAUCUAUAAUGCUCUUAUCAAUGGCCUUUGCAAGUUGAACCAUCUAGAUCGUGCAACAAGACUUUUUUAUAAACUUAAACGAAAGGGCUUAUUUCCAAAUGUUGUAACCUAUAACAUUUUGAUUAACGGGUACUGUAAUUGUGGUAAUACAACCGAAGCCAUAAAGCUCAAGCAAAAAAUGGUGGAAGAAGGCAUUAUUCCUUCUGUUGUCACCUAUUCGACCUUAAUUAGCGGUUUAUGCAAGACUGGAGAUAUGGAGAAAGCAUCCGAGCUUUUGGAACAUAUGGCUAAUGUGGAUGUAGAUGCCGAGGGUAAGACUUAUUGUACUUUGGCUUUGGCUCAUGUGAAGAAUCGUGAUUCUGAGAAGAUCGUGGAACUUUACAAUGAAAUACAAAACAAACUCCAUUUUCCUUGCAUCGAGUAUGCAAAGGAAAACGGAUCAGUGGAAUCCUUCAGUCUUGAAAACAUCCAAGAUUCAAGAGUUACAUUAGAGGUUGUUUGUUACUAAUCUACGAGAGAUUGAAACGACAACAACUGCAUAUCAAGAUUUUCAGAUCCCACAUGAGGUCGCCAUAUCGUCUUCUCUGACCAUACUCACGGCAUGACAAGAUCUCGAUUGUAUUCGAUACGCAGAUGAAGCUUUCGGGUGCCCAUUUCCAAAUUGACGCGUCGGCCAUCUUAAAUUGUCCCUGGGAUCUUUAUUUCAAAAAAUGUGGAACUCGAAUUACAAGUUGAAGUUUCAAUAAUUUGGUGAAAAAUAGUGCUUUAAGCUGUUUCAAGGCAUAAAAUGUCAGCAAGGGGUUAUAUUUCUAUACAGUGCCGUGCAAUUUAGCGAGCUAUGGAAGUUAUGAAGAUAGCUGGAAGCUUUUUCUCAAGCCGGGGUUGUCAUAAACCGACACAGUGUUCAUGUCAUCAGCUGGAGCUUGAGCAAAUCAUUCAUUACUACCAAAUGUGUUGGAAGUUCAAGGUUGAGCAGACAGGCACAGUAGAGCCACUUGAAGAAAGAUCAUCCAUGUUGUUGAAGUAAAACUUUUGGGUCUGAAGCAACGAGUAAUGAGUUUCAGUAUCAGCUAUCAGCCAUAUGUUCGUGUUGGCUCAUUGAAACUUGGUGAUGCUUGAUGAAA
Molecule: messenger RNA, 5219 nt
Organism: Amaranthus tricolor (Joseph's coat)
Lineage: Eukaryota; Viridiplantae; Streptophyta; Magnoliopsida; Caryophyllales; Amaranthaceae
Product: putative pentatricopeptide repeat-containing protein At1g19290
Exons: 4
Coding region: 1772-4603 (943 amino acids)
Molecular function (GO): protein binding
Source: RefSeq, a predicted model, not a curated record